CGAGGCGAAAGAACGAGCUCAUUCUGUGGUAUUGACCGGAGAAUCUCAUCUUUCAGAGACAAAGCGAAAAGGUCUCGGCUUGAGAGUUUGUGAUUGAUGUCUCAGAUUAUGUUGGUGUAAAAUUUUUCUUGCUGAUAGCAAAAGAAUUUUGUGGCUGUUCCUGACAAACAAAUCAUCUAGCUGUUUAUUUGCUGUGUGCCCAACUGUUUAUCAAGAUUUGCUGUAAAGUUUUAUGUCAUGUUUCGACAGAUAGUUGAAAUAUCAAAGUUCAGGGAGCGCUUUUAGUGCCACCAGCAAUUUUGUGUUUAUUUCUUGGCUAAGUCAGUCUAUCAUUAUCUGUAGAUGCAAACAUCUCAGGAACACCAUAGGUCAGCCAACUUGCAAGGGUUGUACCACCAGCCUUUGCAAGAUCCCCAUUGCUUGUCUCAUUUCCAGAUUUUAGAAAACAAUAUGCGCCCCAAUAUUGGCAACCAAGGAACAAGUGUUUCGGUUGAACCAUCUAAGGAACAAUUCUUCACUCUGGAAUCAUCCCCAUCAACUGCUUGUUACGCUGUCUGUGAUUCCCCUUCUGUCACUAGCUGCUUGUCUAAUAUAAAUCCCUUUUCCUCCCAAGUUUCUCAGUCAUACCUGUCAGAUCCACAUCAUUCUCCCAACAACAACCAUGGAUCGCCCGUAAGUGGUUCUUCUGUUGCUGAUAAUGGUUAUGACUUUAGGCACAAAAUCAGGGAAGUUGAAAUUCUUUUGUUGGGUUCUGGACCAGAUAUUGCCGACAGCUGCUAUAACUCUGUCAAUAGUGGGAUCCACCAAUUCACUUCCAUGUCAAGGUGGGAUUGGAAUCAAUUGGUUGAAAAGAUCUCUAGGUUAGACCUGAGAGAGGUGCUCGAAUACUGUGCAGAAGCGGUAUCCGAUAAUGAUGUGUCAUUGGCAGAUGCUCUAAUGGAAGUGUUGGAGAAGAGGGUAUCGAUCUCUGGGGAUCCUGUCCAACGCUUGAGUGCUUACAUGUUGGAAGGACUUAGAGCAAGGUUAAAACGUUCAGGGACUGUAAUCUACAAAUCCCUGAGGUGUGAACCAACAAGCUCAGAACUAAUGUCGUACAUGUCUAUCCUUUAUGAUAUUUGCCCCUACUGGAAAUUUGCUUACAUAUCUGCAAAUGUUGUCAUUGAGGAAGUUAUGGAAAAUGAACCCAGAAUCCACAUCAUUGAUUUCCAAAUUGCACAGGGUACUCAGUGGAUGUCACUCAUUCAUUCUCUUGCACGGCGGCCUGGAGGGCCUCCCCCUGUCCGCAUCACAGGUGUUGAUGAUUCCCAAUCAGCUCAUGCUCGAGGUGGAGGACUUCAUAUCGUAGGGCAGAAGCUGUUGGAGUUUGCCAAGUCACGCCAUGUACCAUUUGAGUUUCAUGCUGCUGCCAUGUCUGGUUGCGAGGUUGAGCGAGAAAAUCUAAGGGUUCAACCUGGGGAGGCCCUGGCUGUUAAUUUCCCAUACGUGUUGCACCACAUGCCAGACGAGAGUGUGAGCACACAGAAUCAUAGGGACAGACUAUUGAGGCUGGUCAAAAGUUUGUCCCCCAAGGUUAUGACUCUUAUUGAGCAAGAAUCCAACACCAACACUUCCCCAUUUCCUCUAAGGUUCAAGGAGACAAUGGAAUAUUAUACAGCCAUGUUUGAAUCAAUCGAUGCGGCUCGCCUCCCGAGAGAUGACAAGCAACGGAUUCGUGCAGAAGAGAACUGUGUGGCCCGUGACAUAGUAAACAUGAUAGCUUGCGAGGAUACUGAGAGAGUGGAGCGGCACGAAAUGCUGGGAAAGUGGAAUGCAAGACUUAAAAUGGCGGAAUUUACUCCACUAACAUUGAGUUCCUCGGUGACUAAUGCUGUCGUGGAUCUACUAAAGCUCUAUAAUGAGAACUAUAGUAUCAUGGAGAAGGAUGGAGCCCUCUACCUACGUUGGAGGAACAGGUGUAUGGCGACCUCUUCAGCUUGGAGGUGAAAGUGAUUGCUCUGAGAAUUUCUGUAAAUCUUAUUUUUGUCAUUUUUUUUUAAUGAUUUCUAGAGCAUUAGAGACAGUGUUAUAUGCAGUUAUAUAGAGUUAGAUAGUAGUAGUACUCUUCCAAAGAUACCUAACUCAGAGGAUAAAGCUGAAUCUCUAUAUUCACUGUACAUGUCUUACUAAAAAUGAAAGAAAAUAGGUCUCAGUCGUACUGCACUUUGGCAGGUUGGCUGCCAAGAAA
Molecule: messenger RNA, 2224 nt
Organism: Juglans regia (Persian walnut)
Lineage: Eukaryota; Viridiplantae; Streptophyta; Magnoliopsida; Fagales; Juglandaceae
Product: scarecrow-like protein 13
Exons: 2
Coding region: 343-1983 (546 amino acids)
Biological process (GO): regulation of DNA-templated transcription
Cellular component (GO): nucleus
Molecular function (GO): sequence-specific DNA binding; DNA-binding transcription factor activity
Source: RefSeq, a predicted model, not a curated record